AUGGAUCAGAAUUCUCCGCAGCCUCCACUGCCAGAUACAACGAUCAGGCCGAACGCUAAACAUGUCUCAAGGGCCUGUCUACAGUGCAGAGUCAGGCACAGCAAAUGUGAUGGCAAACUCCCCGUUUGCACGAGAUGUGAGUCCAUGAACAGAGAAUGUACGUAUGUGAAGAGCAACAGGGGAGGGUCCAGGAAAAAAGGAGUCUCCAAAUUAAAGGGAACGGAAAAAAGGGUCUCCAGCACUAGCACCAGCACCACCAGAUCAGUGGAUAUAGAAGACACGGAACUCCCAUGUGCAAAAACACCACAGGCCCAUCUCAGCCAGAAUUGCAGCAAAGAUUGUUUGAAACCUGAAAAUGCUACUAAGACCCCUUCUUGUAUGAGUUGGUACGAUAACAAGCCUCCUGGAGGAAUGGAGUUCCAUCCCAAGUUCAAUGCCUCGAAACAGGCCUUUGACUGGAAACAGGAUCAGUUUUUCAGAAACGCCGAGCGACCCGCGGUGAUGCUACCGAAAUUGACCAAAGAUUUGAAUGUGACAAAAAUUGUUGAGGAUUACUACAAACACUUCCAUAAUGCGCAUCCGUUUCUGCCUCCCAAGAACGAAAUUUUCAGCUAUCUGUCCAGGAUACCGGACAACUACGAUCUGCUGCUGGCGAUGAAGAUCAUGGGAACUGGCCAGGCAACAAACAAGUACUCCAAAGAUAUCGAAACGGUCCAAUUCCUGGUGGAAAACGUGGUGGAAUAUAUCAGAUCGGUCGGAAAGGAUCUGGUAUCUCUACAGGCCAUGCUGCUAUUGUCAAUGGUAACACACAUAUCUUCGCUGCAUGAUUUCUCUGUUGCUAUAAGGCGAGAACUCAUGCGAAUGGCGUUCGAGUUUCAGCUCCAUCGUUUGGACCAAGACAAAAUAGAGGGGGAGUUUGUGGAUGCCAAUGGCUUUCUCACCAAUGGAGCCACUCUGCCCAAAACUGCUGCUGGUUCGGUAGUGGAUAAGCUGGGGUCUGCAAGAAGGCUGGAACGAGUCCCCAAAGACGUUCUACUGGAAACUGCAAGAAGAACCUUGUGGGACGUCUAUUUUUUCGACACUCUUAGUGGAACAGCUACGGGCUUUGACACAUCUCUUUUGGCAUCAGAAACGCUUCUCACGUUUUACCCGUCUUCUCCCCUGCGAGAAGUUUUUGACUACAAAACGCGUGCUGAGAGCUGCAAGCUGGUGAAUGAUGCCAUCAAGCUCAAUGUCACUGUUCUCACGAAGGAAGGCGAUGUUGGUGUCAAUGUCAUUCACAUGCGAGCUGCUGUUGACAGAUGGCAGAUGAAGAUCGACAAUCCCGAGAUGUUCAACGCACCGUCGUUGGUAACCAAAAGCGGCCAAGUCAACGAAGGUGUUCACCAAUCGAUAAUAUUAGGGAGUUAUGCGAAAAUUUUCACGCAUAGACCAUUCUCCUACCUUUGGAGACCCGAUCAGACGAAGAGCGAAAAGUUCUCUUCUCCAGCGAGCAAGGUGGAAGAGUCCACCAAAAUCAUAGAAACAAGGAAGGCAAUCGAUAGUGCAAAUUCAGUUGCAAAGACGCUAAUAGAGACGAAUCUUUCCCGAGUGACGUCCCGUACACCCUUCUUUGCCUGCUCUCUGGCGUUCGCGACUCUGGUUCAUCUGAGUGCCUACUCCUGGGUUGAGUCGAGUCUGAGCUAUGUCAGCCAGAACAAAAAUUCAUCCCUCGCAGGAAACGUUACCAAAGAUGAACUGGACGUGUAUGUUAUGUACAUUACCCUGGAGCUCAAUGGGAUAUAUGCCAUAUCAAGGCAUUGGAACUUGUCAGCAAAACUGAUCUCACAUAUCAAAGAGACUUUGGCCAAGGUUUCUCCUCAGCUAUAUGCAUCUGUCAAGCCAUCUUUUGUGGAAAACAAACAGAUUGCUGUGAAGGUCGAAGACGAGCCCCCAGUCAAGAAUGAUUUGAGUAUGACCCCUCUGCCGCAGGGUGAGAAAUGGUCCUCGAUUUCGGACGACACGUCAACGUUUGCUUCUGAUUCUCCAGCUAUGCCUUUCAGCGAGUCGUCUCCAUCAUCAAGUCUCAAGACUUUCCAAGCACCCUCAUAUGCCAGCAACAGUGGUGGCUUCUCGAUAGAGCAGAUCAUCUCCAAUGACGCACCACCAACCAACUGGCCUGCGCCCGAAAAGCCAAAGCCCGUGAACCUUCUUGAAGAAGCUGACUAUAGCAGCAUGUUUGGUUCCGUUAAUAAGACGUCUCUUUCUCCAUUUGCCGAUACCGGAUGUGAUUGGGUGGACAAGAACAUGGACAUUUUUGAGUUUGACGACUUCAACUUUCUCGAUAUCGAUGAGACCUAG
Molecule: messenger RNA, 2340 nt
Organism: Kuraishia capsulata CBS 1993
Lineage: Eukaryota; Fungi; Ascomycota; Pichiomycetes; Pichiales; Pichiaceae
Exons: 1
Coding region: 1-2340 (779 amino acids)
Biological process (GO): regulation of DNA-templated transcription
Molecular function (GO): DNA-binding transcription factor activity, RNA polymerase II-specific; zinc ion binding
Source: RefSeq, a predicted model, not a curated record